ACAAGGAGAUGAGAAGACAGAACCUUCCCAUUGACACAGACACCAUCACUGCUCUGGAUAAUGGAACAUUCAUCAUCGCUCCGUAUUAUGAGCCUAGACUUGGCCGGUCAGUUCGGGUCAUCGCCAUCAUCCAUGAAUCUGUGACCGAGCUCUAUUGUAUCUUCCAUUGUUCCACCAAUCAGGACGUCUUCAUCAGGGCUGAAAUUGCAUUUCACAAAGACAGAUUUAGGUUCCCAUAUGGAGAAGCAGAACUUCUAUGUGCAGAACCUUCUGGGUGUGAUUACACUUAUAUCUCUUUCUCUUCCAUGAUUUUCACAAACACGAGUCAGAACUUCCUGUUUGAAGUCAGGAACCGUCCACCACAGCUGAUCUCUAACAAUUUCACUGUCUGCAUGUCUACUUUGUAUGGAAACUACAGCAAUGUCCUCCAGGUGGUCCAUCACAUUGAGAUGUACAAGAUUCUGGGGGCCUCUAGAGUCACCAUGUAUAACACCAGCUGUUCCCAGGAUGUAGAUAAGGUGUUACGUCAUUACAUUGAUGAAGGAACUCUGGAGGUUGUGUCAUGGCCAAUAGACCGCCAUCUUCAGACAUCAAAACACUGGAGAUAUACCCAAGGACUCACCACCGAGAUUGGUUAUUUUGGACAACUGACAACCUUAAAUGAUUGUUUAUACAGAAAUAUGUACAACAGUAAGUUUGUUCUCUUCAAUGACAUUGAUGAAAUUAUUCUUCCGGUCAUAGACUGGGACUGGUCAUCACUGAUGGAGAGUCUCCAGAAACAGUUUCCGGACACAAGUGUCUUCCGCUUUGAAGCUCACGUCUUCCCCACCUUUGACAACAGCUCCAAAUUUGAUCUCUGGUCUCAUGUGCCCGGGAUCAAUAUUCUCCUCCACACCUUCCGAAAACCUCUUAACCCAAACAUGCAUAAUCCUCGUAAGUUGAUUGUGAACCCCAGGAAUGUGUUUCAGACCUCUGUCCAUUAUGUGCCAAAAUAUACAGGAAAAGCUACAUAUGUACCAAACACUACAGCCAUCAAUUUCCACAGUAAAGGAAGUCGGGGGAAGGGCAUCACCAGUGAGGACUUCAUUCGGGAUGACAUAGUGCUGAAAUACAAUGUGUCCUUAGUGCCAAAUAGCCAACCGUACCACCUGAGAUCACUACGGGUCCAACCAGAGCCAACCGUACCACCUGAGAUCACUACGGGUCCAACCAGAGCCAACCGUACCACCAGAGAUCACCACGGGUCCAACCAGAGCCAACUGUACCACCAGAGAUCACCACGGGUCCAACCAGAGCCAACCGUAGCUCCAGAGAUCACCACGGGUCCAACCAUAGCCAACCGUACCACCAGGGAUUCAUAG
This is a messenger RNA of Nanorana parkeri, 1361 nucleotides long. RefSeq lists its product as uncharacterized. The transcript has 3 exons. The coding region runs from base 9 to 1361 and encodes 450 amino acids. NCBI's taxonomy places the organism in Eukaryota, Metazoa, Chordata, Amphibia, Anura, Dicroglossidae. The record is from RefSeq and is a predicted model, not a curated record.